This is a messenger RNA of Aquila chrysaetos chrysaetos, 4352 nucleotides long. RefSeq names its product activated RNA polymerase II transcriptional coactivator p15-like. The record is from RefSeq and is a predicted model, not a curated record. The transcript has 6 exons. The coding region runs from base 430 to 894 and encodes 154 amino acids. Gene Ontology annotation, cellular component: transcription regulator complex; nucleus. Gene Ontology annotation, biological process: positive regulation of transcription initiation by RNA polymerase II. NCBI's taxonomy places the organism in Eukaryota, Metazoa, Chordata, Aves, Accipitriformes, Accipitridae. Gene Ontology annotation, molecular function: DNA binding; transcription coactivator activity.
AUUUUUUUUUUUUUUUUUUAAGGGUUCCUUUUAGGUAUUAAGGGCCCUCCUCCCGGCCCCCUCUCAUAGCCCCUCAGGGGAGUGCAGGCAGCUGGUGAAGGCCCGGCCGCGCCUCCCCUCAGCGGGGCCGCAACUCCGACGGGGUCUGGCUCCAGGCUGGGCUGCGGGUAGGGUUCUGUCAUCACCCCCACGGGCCUCUCUCGAUUAGUGUGAAACAGUAGAUGCGGGGACUAGCCCCAUGGGAGGCAUUUUUUUUUUUUUUUGCUGCUGCCCCAGCUUGGGCGGGGGAGGUAGAAACAAGUAACAAAUGGACACGUCCCCUUUAAACACCUCCUUCCUCCCACGUAGUGCAGGGCAAGGGCGGGGAUUCUGCGAUGCGUCACUUCUGUUUUUUUCGUGGUGUAGAGGAGUUGUGUGCCUAGUAGGAUAAUGCCUAAGUCAAAGGAACUUGUGUCUUCAAGCUCAUCUGCCAGUGAUUCAGAUAGUGAAGUUGACAAAAAGGUAAAGCGGAAAAAGCAAGCAGCUCCAGAAAAGCCUGUAAAGAAACAAAAGACUGGUGAAAGUUCAAAAGGUGCAGCUUCUUCUAAGCAAAGCAGUAACAGAGAUGAGAACAUGUUUCAGAUUGGCAAAAUGAGAUAUGUCAGUGUUCGUGACUUUAAAGGGAAAGUCUUAAUUGAUAUUAGAGAAUACUGGAUGGAUCAAGAAGGUGAAAUGAAGCCUGGCAGAAAAGGUAUUUCUUUAAAUCCAGAACAGUGGAACCAGCUGAAGGAACAGAUUUCUGAUAUUGAUGAUGCAGUAAGAAAACUACAUGCAUGGAAGUCCUGUUCUGCUAAGUGCCAUACACAGACUGUUCCUGUGCUGCAGAGUUCAAUACAAAUGGGUAUUGAAGGGUGAGGAAGGGCAACUUCAUCAAAUUAGUUAUAUAUUUAAUUUAAUUUAAAUAUUAUGUCAGAUACCUCUACCUGCUUUUUAACUUAUCCAUUGUUGACAUAUUUCAAAUAAAGUUAAGAUCUGGGGUUUUUUAUAGCUCAGGAAAACUGAGUUUUUAAGAACUGCUUGAGGGUGAAUAAAAGGAUGAAGAGAUGUUUUGUGGUAGCAGCUGCAUUUUUGGGCACAACAUUCUUUUUUGAGUGAUUCUUAAUGGCAUGUAGGGAUAUUUGGACCAAAUAGAAUAAAUAUGAAAUAUCUGCUAAAAUUUUCACAGAUAAGUGAAUGAGAUAAAUUGCUUCAGAUCACUAACAACAGAUUCUAGGUGUUUUUUGUUUUUUUUUUAUUUGUGGUAUGUAUAUAUGUUUUUUUUUCCUUUAAAUCUGAAAUUUUACAACCAGAUUUCAACCAUUUUACCUCAAAACUUUCAUGUGGCUACUUUAAAGUGCAUGAUUAUCAUAAUAGAGGGAACAUUGUCCUCACUUGGACUACUGUGGUAGUAGGUCAUUGGAUGACAGUUGUGUAUCAGAGUACAAUAUAAUUGUGGAAGGUGGAGAAUUAAAUUCAUUCAUUUUGGGGGAGUAAGUGAAAAAGUUUUAAGAUAGUGAUUAGUUCUCUUGUGGAAACUGAUGGUAGAGAUGUUCAAAGAAAUUAGUAUUUGUUAACCAAGAACUAUUAGUUCCUCUUAUAGAUAACACCCAUGCUGAAUUUGUGAUGAUAAUUACUGGAGCCGUUUAUCCCAUUUUACUUGAGAAAACUUGGGGCAGUUUGAUUUUACUUAGUUUGUGUGUGUUAAAAAUAGUUUUCCAUCUGCCAGUUAUAUUUCUGCCUGUAAUAAUGAUAAAAUAUCAUAUAUUUUACCUGAGCCAGUCUUAAUGUCUGCAUGACUGUCCUACAGAAAAAGUAACUAAUAAACUAGUCAGUUUCACAAAUGAACUCAAAAUGGGAUGUGUUUAAUUGUGAGGGAAUUAAUUGCAUCUCAGAUGGCUGAUGUGCUGGUUACUUGAUAAAAAUUUGACACAUUCAAUGUUAUUUUGAAAUAAAUAGUUGGUAGUGAUAGUGAUUUGUCAUGUAAUUGUCCAUGGCUGUAGUCUUUCUAAUUUGAGAAGAAAAUUCAGAUUUUUUUUGAAUAAAGAUUAUUUUCUUGCAGACAAAAUGGUAGUUAGGGUACAUGUAGAAGCGUCCAUGGAAGAAAAUUGUGCAUGUAUGAAAAGACUGUGUAAUAUGAGAUAAAAAACACUGCUUCCUUUCCCAUUGAAGUGGCAAAAGAAAGAUGCAUUUGAUUCUUGAUAUUUAUGCUGGGCAUAUUAGCAAUGUGUUUUAUAAAUUAAACCUACUAUGGAGCUUACGAGGAAAAAUACAUCAGAGUUAGAGCUGCCAAAGUACCAUAUGUGUGCUAAAUCAAACUCAUGUACAAUGUUGCUCUUAUGUAGAGAUGUUCAUAUUGAAGUUAAACAAAUGCAGUACUAAGUUUGAUAUUUCUGUUAAAGGAAAUGCCCCAGUUAUGUACUUAUGUGAUCUGUUAGCAAAAAAUUGAUGAUUGUAAUUCUGGUAACUCAAAUGUCAUAUUGUUAACCACGUGGAAUGUUUCAUGUUUUGUUCUGGUGGUAUCUACUGCAGAGAGGCCACUGGAAAUAUGUGCCCUCCAACUGUAAUUAUCUUAAUGUUCAAAUAAAAGGUAGUUAAAUGGCAUAUGUGUAAUAACAAUUUGAACACUUGGAAAUAAAUGAAGACUUCUGUUGACAUAGCAUUAUUUUUAAUAGAAAUUUAGCUGCACUAAAACUUUUUUUUCUUAAAUAGCCAUUUUCAUAACAACUUGUUUCUUGCAACUGUUGUAAUUUGGAAAUUUGGAAACUUAAUAAUUUUAUACUUGGUCCAUGUUUGUGGGUGGGUGGUUGCUUGUGUUAGCCCAGAGGGAUAGAAAUUUUUCAUUAUGAUAGAAGAACAAGUGUCACGUGAAUAUGGAAGCAGCAGAUAUAAACACACUUUCAAACACCAAACAGAAGGGAAGUGCCUGAUAAGUUGCUACUGUUAAGAAAAUGGCUGAUUAUCUUUUGAGUGGAGUUUCUUUUUGAUCUGACAAUAAAUGUAACCAUAGAUUAAGUAAAUAAAUGGGUAAGAAGCUUUUUUCUAUCAUUGGUCAUAAUUAGAUUAGUGUAGGCUUCUUUAGGAAGGAUAUUUGUUUUUCAAACAAAAAUUGCUUGCUGUGACUGAUCUGUAGGGAGUGGAUUAACUGAUUGUAGCCUUGAACCAAACAGAUUUUUCUUCCAAGUAAUUUUGAUUAGUUUAGCAAUUUAUAGCCGCAGAUUCAGAAAUUACCUUGGCUCAAAGGGAAGAAAUGCAGUUUGGGGUUGAUGGAGGGUCAUCGUGUCCUACCUAUUUCCCAUUUACUGCCACUUAUUGGUAGGAUUCAUCUUUGUAUCUCUGGUGACUACAUAUGGAAGAGCAAUCUGAUAGGCAAUGUUUUUCCUGUUGUGAAUCAAGCUUAUUGUCUCCUGCUCUCAACUUAAUAUUGUUAUGUAAAAAUGUGAAGAUACCUGCUGAAGAACUGAAAUGUUCCUUGGCUCGGUGAUGGUUUAUCAGGGAAGCUUAAAUUGUGCUGUCUUGUGAGCAGAGGGACAUGCCAUUAGUCAUGGAGAUAACUUAGACUGAGAACUUGGUGACACAGCUGUUCCCUUGGUAUGGCACUUCAUUGAACAAAAAUGUUAUAAUUUUUUGUAAGAUCUGCUUAAUUCUGUUUUCAAUGUACUUUUUGCUUUGAGUGAAUCCAUAUGCUCGUCAUGGAUGGGAUGGCGAAUGAAGUAGGAACUGAGGUUGGGUUGAGGAGUCAAGUUUUUAAAAACAUUAUUGUCCUUUGGAAGGAGGUAGGCUCUCCAUAAUCCUAAAGAUGAAUAGAGUUUGCUGUAAAACUGCAAAAGUUGGUGUAAUGCACAGACUAUGUUCUUGGAAAUCUCUAGGUGCUUUUGAUAAGGCUAAAUAAGAAAAACAUUUUAUGCCUCCUUGGCCAGCAUGCCUAGUAGACUACUGUUAGAUAUCAGUUCACUUGGGCAGAAGUUAAUGAGGUAAAAACUGCUGAAGUAAAGAAAUGGUAAGAUUUUUACAUAACCCUGUUACUUGUGUUGCAUAGAGAAUAGCUAGCUAAAUAAGAAAUUUCACACCUUAAGAAUGUAAAUGUUUUCUGCUUUCACCAAUAGGCUAAUGUGUCAGAAUAAUUUUCGGGCUGUUGAAAAUAAAGUCCAUUUCAUCUUAGGAAUGAAAAGACCUAAGUUGUUCUAUUCACUAAAAUAUCAUUGCACAAUAUAUCUGAGGGAGAGAUGAAUGACAUUGCAUAUAUUAAGAACAAACUUGAGAUUGAGGCAACCCUAACAAUUAACUACUUGAAAUUGAAACUUAAGUUGUAUAUAGCAAUAAAACUUUGCAGUCUG